Messenger RNA from Monascus purpureus, 2530 nucleotides. The record is from the annotation of a GenBank genome assembly. NCBI's taxonomy places the organism in Eukaryota, Fungi, Ascomycota, Eurotiomycetes, Eurotiales, Aspergillaceae.
GGUAGGUACACGAUUCAUCCCGUCUCCAGGCGUACCCAACCGGGCGCAGCCUCAUCGCCAAGCAGCUAAUCCUUCACUAUAUGAGCACAAGGCCAAUACCAUUGGAGCCCGGGGGAAGUCAAAUAACAAAAUCUGGGGCCUUUGACGCAUCCGGCACCUUCAUGCUUUCUUCCGAGAAUCUGCCAACAAAGCAUUAGAAGGGGUACGGAGCAAGCCAUCGUUUCUAAUAGCCAUAUUGGUAAAUUAGAUGCGACAAGGCUUUUCUGGAAAUCUGCCUUACCAUACAAUUCUUCUGUGGACGCCAAGUCGCGGCAGUGACGGCACAGGUUGCCCAGAUCCUCAGCCUCAUCGAUCUUCGCUUUGUACAUAAUGAUACCGCUGCAGUCCUUGUCCUUUUGCGCCCCGUUCGAUCCCGAAUGAAAUUGCAGAGCGGGAAAAUUCCGAGGCAUGGUCCUGGCAUGCUUCCUGUGCCCGUUUCGCUUGUAGAUGGCUUGAUUCGGUUGUGAGGUUUUUCUUGGAAGAAGGGAGUUUGGGUAUAAAUAUAUGGCCCAAAUCUGGGGUGCAAGGGCAGUUCUUCCUUUUAUCUUUGUUCAGUCUAUAUAUUACCUCUCAUUCUCCUAAAUUGAACAUAUCUUUUCAUCGUUGACUCAGUGUUGCUUGGCUUCUUCCUUACAAUCAGAUCAGCAUAUCCUAGGCGAACAUAUUCAGUCGCUAUUCAAAAUGAGAUACGCGAUUGCCAAAGCAAACGAGUACCUCGUACUCACAGGUGCGGGCAUUACUGACCUUCGCAUAACCAAGAAGGCUGUCGUCUACCCAUGGCAGCGUUGUACAAGAAUCUCUGUGUCGCCAUUCGACCUGGCUCUCGACCUCCAGGCAAUGACCAUUGAAAAACUGCAGUUCUCAUUGCCUGCCAUAUUCACCAUCGGCCCUGACAAUGAGCCAAAAGCACUCCGGAAAUAUGCGUUGCUGCUUUCUGGGGAAUCCGACGGUCCUUCAGGGCUCAAACUGCAUGAGGGAGGAUCCAAGAAGGGCCAUGUGCAGGACAUCGUGAGGGCUGUCAUUGAGGGUGAAACACGGGCUAUUGUAUCCACGAUGACGAUGGAGGAGGUAUUCAAGGAGAGGCACAAAUUCAAGGUAAAUGUUAUUGAGAACGUGCAAAGCGAGCUGCAACAGUUUGGCUUGAAAAUUUACAACGCAAACGUCAAGGAGCUCCAGGACACCCCUGGCAGUGAAUACUUCACGCUCCUCAGCCGGAAGGCCCAUGAAGGAGCCCUCAAUCAAGCCAAAAUUGAUGUCGCAGAGGCGCGCAUGAAGGGCCAAAUAGGAGAGGCCGAGAAACAAGGACGCACAAAGCAAGAAAUUUCCAAGAUAGAUGCCGAGACAGCAGUACUCGAGACAAAGCGCAAAGCUGAAAAGGCCAAGGCAGACUCGGAGCUCACCAACCGCCAGACAGAGCUUGACAACAGCGUAAAACUGGCUAAGAUAGCCGCCCAGCGCCAGCGGGAUAUGAGAGAUGCAGAGCUGCAAAGACAGGUCGAGGCAAAGCGUGCAGAAAUGGAGCUGGAGCGCCAGAGGGCAAAUGAGGUCAUCAAGAGCAAAGUUGCUCGAGAAGCCAAACAGGAAGUAGCGGACGCCACGUAUUACUCUGAACAGAGAUCAGCAGAUGCCCUGCUGUAUAAAGAGAAGAUGCAAGCGGAUGCACUAUACUACCGUCAGAGCAAAGAGGCAGAUGCAUCUUUCUAUCAGCAGAAGCGCCAGGCUGAGGGAAUGCUGGAAAUGGCAAAGGCCUAUGGUGCCCUCGUCGAUGUCCUGGGAGGACCCCAAGCGUUCUUGCAGUACAAGAUGAUGGAGACAGGCACUUACGAAAAACUGGCCCAGGCAAAUGGCAACGCCAUCAGGGGUCUUCAGCCCAAGAUUACCACAUGGAACACCGGCAAUGGAAGCGGUUCAAGUGGCGUCGCCUCCUCCGUGCACGACAUUAUGCAGAACCUCCCUCCUCUUCUCAGUACAAUCCAUGAGCAGACGGGCAUCGCACCUCCGUCAUGGCUGGCUCAGCUUCCGACAGACACUGAAUCUCCAUCGAAUCACGUCCCUGAGCGCACCGGCAAAGGACGUCUCGUGGCUGGGCAUUGAUAACUGCUCUCUUAUUGAAUGGCUAUAUGGACCCCAAGUAUGGAUGUGGAGAAAUCCCAAGUUGAUAAUAAUAGUUGAUUGCGGCAUUCGUUUGAUGUUUCUUCCUGACUGACUUUCCUUGUGUUGAAUUGAUAUUCUCCUGCAUUUCUGGAAUACGUGAAAUUACUUGACAGUUUCAUAUCUCCUAUACGUUUAUCAGUAUACAAAUUGAUUCUCUUUUGUCUGAAAGUGAAUGGAUGAGAUGGGAUGAGUCUGUAGGAGUACGAAGAUGCCAAGGCACUAAGGCAUCAAUUCUCUUAAGUAACUAGUUAACUAACGUUUUCAACGGGUGAGUGGUCCACACGGACGAGUGGUCCAUUUGUUCCCGCAUAUAGAUAAUAAUUCAAGCUCUUCAACC